AUCUAUAAUCCAAAAAUUCGUAGGGUUGGGAGAGGAAACCCAUUUGUUGUAUAAGAGAGUAGAGAGAGAAGGAAGAGAGAGAUAUAGAAGGAAGGAGAGGCGGUUCAUUUGGUUUUUUCGUGUGGUCCAGAGAAAGGAAAAAAAGAGUCGCCUCUGCUCUAUAUAGGAAAAAAAUAUCUCCUCAAUCUCUCUCUAUCUCCUCCUCCGCCUUGUGUCCGCUUCCCUUUUCCUCCCGAUCCCCGAUUCAUCAAGCUUCCACCCCCUUUCUCAGCAUUUGAAGACUAACGCUGCACAAGAGCAUUGUAGUGGUUCUGUUCUACUAAUUCAAUCCAAGGUUCAUGUCUGAGUUUGACAAUCAGAUUCCAUCUGCAUAUGACCCUUUUGCUGAUGCAAAUGCUGAGGACUCCGGCGCGGGUACAAAAGAGUACGUUCAUGUGCGCAUCCAGCAGCGAAAUGGGAGAAAAAGCCUGACUACUGUGCAAGGGUUGAAGAAAGAGUUCAGCUACAACAAGAUACUCAAGGACUUGAAGAAGGAGUUCUGCUGUAAUGGUACAGUUGUCCAGGACCCUGAGUUAGGCCAGGUUUGUAUAGAAACCAUCCCUCCCUCCCUCUUGAUGGAGUUCAUUUUCAUGUCCUAUCCCAGUUUGUUGUCUGACUGAAAUUUUUGGACUUUGUGCGUGUAUUGCAGGUCAUUCAGCUUCAGGGCGAUCAGAGGAAGAACGUCUCCACAUUCCUUGUGCAGGCUGGGAUUGUGAAGAAGGAGAACAUCAAGAUCCAUGGUUUCUAGAAGUUGCAAGAUCAGCGAGAUCUUGUUAUCUACCUAAUAGACUUUCAAGUUGUUUAGAAAGAAAAAGGGUGAAGAGAUCUCACAUAUGCAUGUGAGUUGAGGUGGGAUUGAAAGGUUGGGGAUAAUAGUAUCCAGAAUUUGUUGCUUUCUAAGUUUGCGCUGUGUUGCUGUCUUGGAUCAUCAGCAAACUGAAAACCAGUUUUUAGUUGGGGUGGUGUUUUAUGUGUCUUCAGACUUGCUGGAUGCUGUAUGGAGUGCCGUCAUUGCUUAAUGAUUGGUUCUCGGAAUAAAAUAUGUUGGUCUCGUAACCCCUGCGUAGUUUUAUCUAUAAUGCUGUAUCGGUUGGUCGAUGUGGUUUGGUCAUGCUUUUAACCCGGUGUUAGCAUCAACCUCCCUGUUUUGAUGUUUGAAUCACGUGUGAUGGCUAGGGCUAGUUGUCAAAUGCUUUUCACCGACUAAAGAUUUCUC
Molecule: messenger RNA, 1255 nt
Organism: Linum tenue
Lineage: Eukaryota; Viridiplantae; Streptophyta; Magnoliopsida; Malpighiales; Linaceae
Source: the annotation of a GenBank genome assembly